This is a messenger RNA of Rattus rattus (black rat), 2479 nucleotides long. RefSeq names its product protein O-linked mannose N-acetylglucosaminyltransferase 2 (beta 1,4-) (gene Pomgnt2). NCBI's taxonomy places the organism in Eukaryota, Metazoa, Chordata, Mammalia, Rodentia, Muridae. Gene Ontology annotation, cellular component: endoplasmic reticulum. The transcript is spliced from 3 exons. Gene Ontology annotation, biological process: protein O-linked glycosylation via mannose. Gene Ontology annotation, molecular function: protein O-acetylglucosaminyltransferase activity; protein binding. The record is from RefSeq and is a predicted model, not a curated record. Bases 309 to 2051 code for a protein of 580 amino acids.
UUUGAGCUCGCCAGCAGGGCAAGCACACCGGGAACACCUGCGACACCCGGCCGGCAGGUGGGCAGCGCGGGGUCUGUGGCGCAGCUGGGCCCCGGGCUCGGAGCGGACCGGGCACAGAGCCCGGCUUCAGUCCUGCUUCUCUCCAGCAGAUGGCACUGGUGUCUAGCUGCUGAUGCUCUGUAACUGGUUUGCUGUGUCAGGCUUUUUCUGGUCCUCCAGCACACUUAGGGAUGGAUGGGUGAAGCCCACUUGGGCUGUGGCACUGCCCAGCAGCCAACAUCUCGCUGAGGCCCCCUGGUGGCGAUAGGAUGCACCUCUCUGCAGUAUUCAACGCCCUCCUGGUAUCAGUGCUGGCUGCGGUCCUGUGGAAGCACGUGCGGUUGCGGGAGCAUGCGGCCACGCUAGAGGAGGAGCUAGCCCUUGGACAGCAGUCCCUGGAUCCAGUCCCAGGGCUGAGGAUCGACUACCCGAAGGCCCUGCAGAUCCUCAUGGAGGGUGGCACCCACAUGGUGUGCACGGGCCGCACCCACACGGACCGCAUCUGCCGCUUCAAGUGGCUCUGCUACUCCAAUGAGGCCGAAGAAUUCAUCUUUUUCCACGGCAACUCGUCUGUGAUGCUGCCCAACCUGGGCUCCCGGCGCUUCCAGCCGGCCCUGCUGGACCUGUCCACUGUGGAGGACCAUAAUGCCCAGUACUUCAACUUCGUGGAGCUGCCUGCCGCAGCCCUGCGCUUCAUGCCAAAGCCAGUGUUCGUGCCUGAUGUGGCCCUCAUCGCCAACCGCUUCAACCCCGAUAACCUCAUGCACGUCUUCCAUGAUGACCUGCUCCCCCUCUUCUACACACUGAGGCAGUUCCCCGGCCUGGCCCAAGAGGCCCGGCUCUUCUUUAUGGAGGGAUGGGGCGAAGGCGCCCACUUUGACCUCUAUAAACUCCUCAGCCCCAAGCAGCCGCUGCUCCGUUCACAGCUCAAGACCCUGGGCCGGCUGCUCUGCUUUUCCCACGCUUUCGUGGGCCUGUCCAAGGUCACCACCUGGUACCAGUACGGCUUUGUCCAGCCCCAGGGCCCAAAGGCCAACAUCCUGGUCUCUGGCAAUGAGAUCCGGCAGUUCACCCGCUUCAUGACUGAAAGGCUGAACGUGAGCCACGUGGGGGCGCCCCUCGGGGAGGAAUACAUUCUGGUCUUCAGCCGCACCCAGAAUAGACUCAUCCUGAAUGAGGCAGAGCUGUUGCUGGAGCUAGCACAAGAGUUCCAGAUGAAGACAGUGACCGUGUCCCUGGAGGACCACACCUUUGCCGAUGUCGUGCGGCUGGUCAGCAACGCCUCCAUGUUAGUCAGCAUGCAUGGGGCCCAGCUGGUGACGGCCCUCUUCCUGCCCCGUGGGGCUACUGUGGUUGAACUCUUCCCGUACGCUGUCAAUCCUGACCACUACACCCCCUAUAAGACGCUGGCCACACUGCCUGGCAUGGACCUGCAGUAUGUAGCCUGGAGAAACAUGAUCCGGGAGAACACAGUCACGCACCCCGAGCGACCCUGGGACCAAGGGGGAAUCACCCACCUGGACCGGGCUGAGCAGGCCCGCAUCCUACAGAGCCGAGAGGUUCCCCGGCAUCUGUGUUGCCGGAACCCAGAGUGGCUAUUCCGAAUCUACCAGGACACCAGGGUGGACAUCCCAUCCCUCAUGCAAUCCAUUCGGCGUGUGGUGAAGGGCCGGCCGGGGCCACGGAGGCAGAGGUGGGCAAUCAGCCUGUACCCUGGUAAGGUACGGGAGGCUCGAUGUCAGGCGUCGGUGCAGGGCGCCACGGAGGCCCGCCUGUCUGUGUCCUGGCAGAUCCCGUGGAACCUCAAGUACCUGAAAGUGAGGGAGGUGAGGUACGAGGUGUGGCUGCAGGAGCAAGGGGAGAACACGUAUGUGCCUUACAUGCUGACCCUGCAGAACCACACCUUCACGGAGAACAUCAAACCUUUUACCACCUACCUGGUGUGGGUCCGCUGCAUCUUCAACAGGAGCCUCCUGGGACCUUUUGCAGAUGUGCUGGUGUGCAGCACGUAGCUAGCAGGCCAUGGCCAGGCCUCAGGAGGGGUCUCGUGGCUCUGCUUUCCCAGGCUCACAGUUCUGCUAGCAACUGUGGUGAUCGAGUAUCUAUUUAUUGAGUAGGCUUGCACCAAGCCUGCUUCCCGACGUGUGCUGUUUGCAGAAUUCCCCUAGCUCUGAAGAGAUAGUGCCUGCCCCCUGUGCCACACCGAUCAGCCCCACCCAGGAGGAAUUCCUUAGUGGUGAGGAGGAGGCACAGCCGGGUCCCGGGGAUCUGAUCUUGCUAAUAACCAUGCUGUUUCCUGCUGUGGCCUUGGUGCGGGUCCUGGCUUCUAGAAACGGUGGUCGUGUGGUUGGUGGGCUAGGCAGAUAAUCUCUGCGAAUUUCAUCUGUAACUGAGUGACAGGUGUGUUUGGAGCCGUCAUUAAAUGAUUAUGAACAUCUCG